Molecule: messenger RNA, 264 nt
Organism: Penicillium canariense
Lineage: Eukaryota; Fungi; Ascomycota; Eurotiomycetes; Eurotiales; Aspergillaceae
Product: DUF2462 domain-containing protein
Exons: 3
Coding region: 1-264 (87 amino acids)
Source: RefSeq, a predicted model, not a curated record
AUGGCCCAGGGUAUCGUCAAGAAGAGCAAGCCGGCCGCGGCGAACGCCAAGCGCUCCGCACUCGUCGCUUCCAGAACUAAGCCUGGCCCCCGUCAAAUUGCGCCGAAGAAGCGAUCCCUGAUCAAGGUGGCCAAGCUGAACAAGAAACUCACGUCUGGCCUGGUCUCGAAGACGGAGCGCAGCCUCGCCUCGAAGGCGGGCCACUUGGAGAUUCUGGCGGGAGGCAAGAAGGACAAGGGUGGUAAGGGCACCAAGAAGAAGUGA